Molecule: messenger RNA, 606 nt
Organism: Acanthosepion pharaonis
Lineage: Eukaryota; Metazoa; Mollusca; Cephalopoda; Sepiida; Sepiidae
Source: the annotation of a GenBank genome assembly
AUGUCCGUAAUUCUUUCUGCAACUUAUCCUAUCUAUCUAUCUAUCUAUCUAUCUAUCUAUCUAUCUAUCUAUCUAUCUAUCUCAGUCUGUGUGAUCAACCGUAGUGUGUUCAUUUCUGUCAAACUCUGUUUAUAUCAAGCUCCUUGUGUAUCUGUUUUCAUAUCUACGUAUUUACCUAAUUUUCUCUAUCUCUACCUUCUCAUUGGAUCAUUAACAGUUUGUCGAAAGCUUUGUUUGAUGAUGUCAACACGUUCAGGAUAUCAAUGUGCCACCCCACUUCCAUCCCUCACUGAUUUCCUUUUCGCGUCAUUAUUGCCUUCCCGUUCAUUUCCAUUGCUAUUAAUUCCUCGGCGGAUUUCUCAGUUUUAUCUCUUUUGUUUAUUCGCUUUCCUUCCUCUUUUUUCUUUUCUUUUUGAUUCCUUUUUGUUUUACGGGGUUUUUCUUCAUAUUUUUGUACACUUUUGCCUUUCGUCUUUACCUGGCACGUUCUCAAUAGUUUUUAUCAUAUUCUUUAGCUGCUGCUGCUGCUGCUGCUUCUUCUUCUUCUUCUCCUCCUCCUCCUCCUCCUCCUCCUUCUUCUUCUUCUUCUUCUUCUUCUUCUUCUAA